Betta splendens (Siamese fighting fish) is the source of this 4051-nucleotide messenger RNA. RefSeq names its product RNA polymerase II elongation factor ELL-like. Gene Ontology annotation, biological process: positive regulation of transcription elongation by RNA polymerase II; transcription elongation by RNA polymerase II; snRNA transcription by RNA polymerase II. Gene Ontology annotation, molecular function: cis-regulatory region sequence-specific DNA binding. Gene Ontology annotation, cellular component: transcription elongation factor complex. The transcript has 12 exons. The coding region runs from base 128 to 1921 and encodes 597 amino acids. NCBI's taxonomy places the organism in Eukaryota, Metazoa, Chordata, Actinopteri, Anabantiformes, Osphronemidae. The record is from RefSeq and is a predicted model, not a curated record.
GGACCCGGAGGUCAGGACUGCAGCCUGCUGCUCGCGGGGCCCCGCCCACGCGGUGACGUCACGGGGAGCGUGCGGAGCAGAGCGAGGAAAAGCAGCUUUAAUUGUGGGGCGGCGAGGAGAGCCAGCGAUGGCUUGUCUCAGGCAGGAGCAGCGCUACGGGCUCUGCUGCGGCAGGACCAGCAGAAGCAGCCCCAGCAGGACGCUGUACCACGUCAAGCUGACGGACACGGCCAUCAGGGCGCUGGAGGCUUAUCAGAACGCCAAGGGAUCUUUACCCAGUGAACCAUCAAUUUGCUUCAAAGGGAGCCAGGGGUACAUCAAGAUCCCAGCUCCGUCGCCAGAGUCGCCGUCAGCUCUUCGUGUCUUCUCCUUCUACUUAUCCAGCGACAGCAAAGACCAGCCGCAAGCCAGCUUCGACUGCAUCCACCAGUAUGCUUCCAGCGACGGCCGUGAGCAGCUGGAAGGUCAGGGAGUCAUUCAGGACAAGAUCACGGUGUGCGCCACCGACGACUCCUACCAGAUGACGCGCGAGAGGAUGUCGCAGGUGGAGAAGGACAGCUGGAGCCGCUCUGCCAUCGAGAUCAAGCCCGGAGCCACGCACCCAAGUAAGUGUGUGAAGUUCCACAAGAGGCCAGUUCCCGCCCCCGGGGCCGACGGCAGCCCGUACAAGCAGCCGGCCGGCGGCCGGAGGACCGGGAGCGCGCCGGCGCCGGCUCACAGGCCCCUGAGGGAGCGCGUCAUCCACCUGCUGGCUCACAAGCCCUACAGGAAGCCGGAGCUGCUGCUGUGGCUGGAGAGGGAGCGAGGCAGCCCCAGAGACAAGGCCGAGCUCGGCGCCGUGCUGGAGGAGGUGUCGAAGGUGAAUCCCAAAGACAACAGCUAUCUGCUGAGAGACGACUUCUACAAGUUUGUGCAGAAGGACUGGCCCGGCUACAGCGAGGACGAGAGGCAGCUGAUCAGCCGGCUGCUGGCCAGGAAAUUGCAACCACAGGGCUGCAACCAAUCAAGGAGUAUUCAAGCAAACGUGUCGGUCGUGAAGACGUCCGAGGACACGACAGCCAAAAGUCCUGCAGUGAAACGUCCUGUGCCUUUUGACUCAGUGGAAAGUCUGGCUGCGAAGAGACAGAGACUCACAGAGCAGCGGUUCCACCAGCAGCCUGCUGCUCAUGUGCCCUUAACCAGUAAAGGAGGACAUGACUGUGCAGCUGCCGCCCUCAGCCCCAGCUUCCACACAAAAACGGACUUUCAGAGGACGAGUAGUCAGAGCGACUCCGCAGGGGGCCACCGGCCCUUUGGUGCCACGCACAAACUGCCCUGCACACCUGACGCGCCCGUGUCAGCGAGCAGAGAGGAGCCCACAGUGGAAGCUCUGCAGGCGCCGCCGGCCGCCGCCGCCGCCGCCGCCGCUCACCCGCAGCUCGCCAGCAGCCAGCACCGGAAGAAGAGGUCCAAGAAGCACAAAGACAAGGAGCGGGAGAGGCUGAAGGACGGCUGGCUGGACUCCAGUCCUCGUCUCAAGCAGAGCCCAGACAAACUUGACAAUCCGGACAUCACAAAUGCUGUGGCCUCCGAGGAGAAGCCAGACUAUGUGCACGUCUAUGGCGCCAUAACGAGUUUGGAGCAGCGUCAGCGGUACCAUGAGGAUUUCUGCUCCGAGUACGACGAGUACAAGGACCUCCACUCGCGGAUCGCCACCAUAACCCACAUGUUCGUUCAGCUCGGAUCCAAGAUCAAGAGCCUGUCUCCCGGCACGCAGGAGUAUAAGAUAAUGGAAGAACAAAUCCUAGAAAAGUACAACAAAUAUCGUAAGAGGUUUCCAGGCUACCGGGAAGAGAAGAAGCGCUGCGAGUACCUCCAUGAGAAACUGUCCUACAUCAAACAGCUCAUUGUGGACUACGACGUCUCCCAGGCGUCGUCGUAGCGUUAGCUUUCCCCACGCACGCGCUGACGCCAUGUUUGUUUCAUAUGCAGUCAACACGUGUGUCACACCAGGCGUCGGGAUUUAAGAUAAGAGAAGAGGCGGCUGCUCCUGCUGAGGUCACGAGUCUGAGCUUCCUGUGUUAUUAGCCUUCCAGGUAUCAUGUGUUGCAUAUUACACCUACAGAACAGCUUUGAAUCCUGGGAAUUUCACUUCAGCCCCGUCUGACAGCGUCCUGAAUGCUUCUUAAAACUCACGAAAAGCCAUUUUGUUGGAAACGUCCCAAAAGGGGGCAGAUAUGAAUUCACCCUGAUUUUUGUUUAUAAUGUUUUAGUCCAAGCAAGAUUUUAAUAUGCAGCUUGAAAAGUGUGGAGCCUUUGUGUGCUCAUCAAAGUUCUCCCAGGCGUGUGUGUGAUUGAAGUGGCACACUGCAACUGAAAGAACCGUCCUCUCAUCUCAGACUUCAUAUUUAUAGGUGAAUUCACCUGUUCCCGGUGCAGGAAACUGUAUGUUUGACAUGUUAACACUUAAUAAUAAUAAUAAUAAUAAUAAUAAUAAUAAUCUCACACUCUGACUCUCGCACAUGAAGUUGAAAAUGAUAAAACAGCAUUUUUUAAAGCUACUGUAGGUUCAAUGGAAAAUCACAUGGAAUAUGCAGCGACGCUCGCAUCCAUGCGUUCCGCUGCCGAACACUACGAUGAGGUAUUUGCUGUCUCCCAAAUGCACUUGUGUUUAUAUAAAGUAUUUGUUUACCACUCCCCUUAUUUUAGCGUCGGGUAAAGGGACCAAAGUGCAGCCUUGUGGGCUGUUGCAUUAAUAUGUUGAGGAAAGAUGGCUUUGUUCCUCAAAACAUUUACACACAAAGUCUAGUUUAAAGUAUUUUAACUCGCAGGAAAGAUUUGUCUUUCCCUCUUCUGCUUAGAACUACUGAUGUAUUUAUUUGCCGCCUUUUUCAUGUUUCAUGUGUUGCUGGGCUUCUCGGUUCUAUGCACCAGGUUCACUUUGUAAUCCACACCUCUGGAGCGAUGGAGGAGUUGUUUUGCCUCGCUCUGUGUGUUUGCCCCUGUGUGACCUGACACAAAAGACUACAGGAAGAAGAGCCGUAAGACUCGGCUCAGGUGCAAAGCAAUGAGACAUCGGGUAUUUGUUCAUUGGUCGCUUUGCGCUGCUGAAUUGAUGUAGUUCACAGUAAUUUAAGAAAACAUAAAACUGGUCAGUGAUUUCUGAGUCUCACUGUCUUCAGGGAACAGCUGUUUGUUCAAAGUAUAUGAUAUAAGGUAAAAAGUGGACCUUUACUACAUCAUCAACAGUUGUGGUACUUACUGUAGGUGUUUUGAAUACUUUUAUAUCCCUCACUUUCCAAAUAGUAAUCACUACCAUCAGACUGUAAUUGUUCGUGGUGGUUGCAAUUUUUGAAGCGAUUGUCAAACUGCAGGUAGAGGCCUUAAGAUUAACCUGUCACAGGACACAAGUCUCCAAACUGCCAAACUCAGCAUGGAGCCGCUCUCGCACGUUUUCUGCCUUCUGUGAGUGGAUGCAGUUACACUUGUCUUAGCGAAUCACAAUGAAUGAACUACGGCUCUUGAAUAUUGUUUGUUACAGUGGAAGCUGAAAAACAUUCAAUGCUCAUUUUGAUCAGCUGUGAUGCAUAUACUAUAUUCAUAAGUAAUCCUUUGUGUCAACAUUCCUGUCCACAUCCUGUUUAACUGGAACACCUUUUUUGCGAUAUUCCAUCCACAUUUAAUGACUGUAAGGCGACUGCUGGUUUGGAGAGAACGAGGGUAUAAUGAUGCAAAUUGGUUGCAAACGAUGGGCCGCUUCAUUUUCUCCGCUCACUGAACAUGUUGAACGAAUCACUGGCCGUUCUUACACAAUCAUUAACUGUACAGGUUGUAAUCACAAGCUACAAUACAGGUUUCACAUUGCGUUUUGUUUUUGGAGCGGUGCUGGGCAGUUAUAAGGCACCAGCGUGUACCACAGCCUGUUUUCAUGUGCUGCACAUGUGCUGAUGGGAGAAGCCUCGUCCCGUCGCCGCGGUGACCAAGAUGGAGAGUCUGCUUUAGCAUCUGCUUUAUACCCUUGUAUACGUUUUUCCUGUUGUGCAAGGUUCAAACUAUUAAAAGCAUAAACACA